UUGUUUGCCAAUUGUCCAAUUCGAGUUAUGUUUACUUUUCAAAAUCGACGUUUUAAUUUAUCGCACUGAUUGUUAGGCCUAACGUGAAACCUCUGUGCAUAAUCGUAGAUUCAGUGUUUUGACGAAAAUAGCUGUGAUAAAACAAAUGGCCUACACCAAUGAAAUGAUAAACAUUCCAUUAGACGAGUUACACGUAAGCUAUGCUGGACGACAGAAUUCAAAUGACCCUCCUGCAGAAGGGCCAAGACAGGCGUUUUCUUCUAAUAGUGAACCUGUAGCAACUGAAGAUAACGGAAAUAAACCUCAGGUUGAAAGUCAGAAGUCCGGACGGUUGUUGGAUCACAAUGCUUACGCCACGAAAAAAACUGUGGGCCAGGGAAUGCUUGACAUAGCUCUUCUGACCACUAAUGUCUCACAGCUGAAAUAUUUGCUCCAAGUUGGGAAAAAACACGAGUUUUACUACCUGCUGAUCACCUUGGUGAGCGUUUCAAUCUUUCUUCAGAUCUUUGUUGGAGCUUUGUUCAUAAUUAUAGCCCGAAUGAACGUCAAUGAAGAAAAGAGCCAAGGAAAGGCAAAUAUUUUAAACAAUAUUAUAACAGGAGCUGUGAGCGUUAUUACAGCGAUUAACAUCGUUAGUUCAGCUUUCAACAUGAAGAGUACGGAUGACGAUGUUGAGCCUUGAGUUGUUUAACCAGAAUAAGACGAAGAAUGUUGACAUCUAGCAAAGAGAGAAAGGAAAAUGAACGAUCUUUCUCGCUCUAUUGGAUCACCAAACUAGUGAUCGUGUCGCCAUCUAUUGAACAUUUUAAGAUAUUAGCAUUGUACUUUGAUUUUUGCACUACACACUAAAGAAUUCACAUAGCACCAUGAAGUUUCCAAGCACAUAAGAAUAUCAGCGGACACACACAAACACACACAUAAAACUUGGGAUGCCCUCUGCCUUUGUGUGGGGAAGGUGUGAUGUGAAAUUUGUCAUAUUACAAUCCCAGUAUUGUGUGGCCCUCUGACGUUUUUUUCCUUGCUGUGAUUAAUAGUUAUAUGUAUGAAACAUUGACAAGAUUCAUAGGCUCGAUCUAGAGAUUAGUUUUAUUUGAGGUACUCCAAGGUUUACUUUUAUAAACUGCUGUCAGCUAACUUUACUUACUUGAAGUUGUUCAAACGUCAUAAAGUACUCGUGUACUUCCCACAAACGGCAUGAAGUGCGAGUGUACUUCCCACGAACGGCAUCGAGUUUGGUUUCGUCAAAUUCCUUUGGAUCUGAGGGGUUUGAAGACAAGUGGACCAAACCUUUAGCAUCUUUCUUCUAAAAAAAACCCAUCAAAAUAUGAAUUACUCUUGCAGUCAAUUAUCUCUUAUUACUGUCAUGGUAAAAUUAAGUGGUAUCAAACAGUGCUGCUGUUUAUCAUCUGAAUCUUUGGUAUUUGGAGGCGAUGGAAAAACAUAAAGAUGUCACGAUAGUCGUUCAUGUAGAGAAAACAUCAUUCAACAUCUUUCUGGUGAAUACACUUUUUUUUGAAAGGUUUAUGUUAUUCUAUUUACUAAGAAACUUACGCACGUCUAUUUAAUGGACAUUCUUGGUUAGAUAUCAAGGUCACGGACAGAGAUCUAGUGGUACUCUAAGAAAUACCCUAAUAAAGUUUUGGAACUUAUCAGCUGUGAAAAUGGAACUCCAAAAAAGUGAAAUAAACCAGAAAGUAUCAAUGGACUACAAGGUACAACACAUUGACUAGAAAGUAUCAAUGGACUACAAGGUACAACACAUUGACUACACAAGGUUGAUUUAAGCAAUUUUAAGGUAACGUUUUGAAAUUAUUUUUUUAUAUUGUUUACACCAAAAGGUACUAGACACGGUGGUUUAUAAGAUAUGGAGUUUCAUAAACUGGGUAGAAUCUUGUGGGGGUGGGUGGGGUGAUUGCCCCUAUUUUUGGCAGAGUGAACAUUAAGAUCCCUUGAAAUACAACCUUCCACACAGAAUAUCGAUACACGUAUUUCAUUUCAUUUCGUAUAGUAUUUUAUUUUAAAGGUAUCGGCGAAAUUCUGUGCAUAAAAUGUCCUACAUGUAUAUGGUUGCACAAUACUAUUAAUGUUAAACAACUGAGUAUUCUUUAUUAUUUUCGUACAUUCGAUGCACUGACUGCUUCAUUAUUUGUAAGUAUAUCUUCCUUGAUUUGCUUUUUGCCCCACAUUUCCUUGAAAUUCCUUCCUUACGUUAUUCCGUUUUCAUCACUGAUCUGUUUCAUCAUAGCAUAUCUGGGUUUAAGUCUUUUAACUGCCUUUGAUCAUCCAGUAAAGUUAUUCUGCUUCUUUGUAAUAUAUUUUGAAAAUUUGUGCAAAUUAUUUUUUUGACUUAAGAGAUUUUCUUAUAUAUAUAUGUUACUUUCAUUAGCUUAGAAACUUAAUUAGUACACAGGAUAAAUCCGGUAAGAUAUAGCUUCACUUGCUAAAUUGGUAGGACAUCUUGGAGGAUUUCAGCCAAAGGUCUUUCAAAUGUUAGAUGAGCUUUCAUCCACAUGUCUCUAUUGUAAAAAGUACGAAGUCAUUCUGAAAGUUACUCAAUGUUUGAUGAGUAUAACUUAUGUAUUCAGUAUGGUACCAGUAUAAAAUGAUCAGUAGUAGUCAGAAAAGAAAUGUACAUUAAAUUUUCAACUCAUGAAUGUAUAAAACUAACGAAAUUACUAUUUUUUUAUGAAACAAGAAUAUUUCUAACGUACAUGUUCAUAAAGCUUUAAUUUCAACUCAUUAUAGAAAGAAAAAUUAUUUUUAAGAUCUUCAGUUUACCGAAGGCCUUCAAAAAGAAUCACCACAGUUAAUGAAAAUACCGACUGAUAACUCUUUUGUAGCUUUGCACGAAAUUCAACAAAUGAAAUAAACAUAAAAGUGCUGAUCAGAUUGUCAAAUGAAACUUGUUUUUCUUCCAGUUUAGGUUUCACCUUGGUUACUGUCGGGUAGAAUUUUCAGCGCUCGGCUAGUGAAAAUAGGGGUUUUCUCGUGGUAUUCCCUUUUUCCCCCACAGCUUAUCUGUAUGCAUUGAAUCUACUGAUUCCCACCACAAACUCUUUGGUAUUGUAUCUAACGGUCCCAAUAUUUUUUUUCGCGAAGUACUCCCUGUGUACCUUUUAUAUCACGAGCAGGGGAAACGAAAAUUAUUUAAUUUCCGAGCACUUCUGUGCUACAAUCACAAAUCCCUGCCACUACUACUACUAUUAAUGAUAUUUUUCACCACUAGAUGGUAGCAUUCUCCCGUGUAAAACAAUUCCUCUGGAGCACAUGCAACAGCGAUUAAGACGAAUGUUUUAUUUUGAGA
This is a messenger RNA of Limulus polyphemus (Atlantic horseshoe crab), 3304 nucleotides long. Its product is annotated as ninjurin-2-like. The transcript is spliced from 3 exons. Bases 146 to 682 code for a protein of 178 amino acids. Gene Ontology annotation, biological process: tissue regeneration; cell adhesion. NCBI's taxonomy places the organism in Eukaryota, Metazoa, Arthropoda, Merostomata, Xiphosura, Limulidae. The record is from RefSeq and is a predicted model, not a curated record. Gene Ontology annotation, cellular component: membrane.